Scleropages formosus (Asian bonytongue) is the source of this 2728-nucleotide messenger RNA. Its product is annotated as syntabulin-like. Gene Ontology annotation, cellular component: cytoplasmic microtubule. The transcript has 8 exons. Gene Ontology annotation, biological process: axonal transport of mitochondrion; synapse maturation. The coding region runs from base 507 to 2135 and encodes 542 amino acids. The record is from RefSeq and is a predicted model, not a curated record. NCBI's taxonomy places the organism in Eukaryota, Metazoa, Chordata, Actinopteri, Osteoglossiformes, Osteoglossidae.
ACUGACUAAUGCAACACAGACGCAGCGCUGGCCAUGAUGCGCGCGCGCGCCCGCCACUGGCACUGCGCGGCUCCGCGCGGCACCGGAGCGCAGACGGUUAAAGAGGCAGCGCUGCGAUGCUUGUUAUAUAACACAGAGACAUCGCGGGGGUCCGUCACACGCGGUCCGUCGGAGGGAUGCCGCCAUAAGCAGCAUCAGCACCGCAAGGAAGGAGCAUCAGUCAGUCCGUGGUCCUUCAGCGGCCACAGCGUCCAGAGGAGAAGGUUCGAGAGUCGGACCCGUCGGAACCACCCAGAAACGGGGCUGCGCUCCAGGGGUCAUUAGUGUAAAGAUCACCAGUACUGAUCACUACUACUCAUCAUCAUCAUCAUCGAUCGGACUGCGCGCUCCUGCACGUGGAGAAGUGGACAAAAGGGAGGAGGAGGAGCAGUGCUGCGAACAGACAGACAGACAGACAGACAAACGGACAGACAGAUCCGCAGCAAACCAGCGCUGUGCGAAACGCGAUGAGCCCUUUCCAGGAAUACGAGGCCAACAGCAAGGCGCCGGGAAGGGAGGGUCAGCGCAGCCGGAUCCCCCGCCCGGUGCUGCGGCCCUGCGGCCCGGGGCAGAAACGGGGGCCGCUGCCGGACCCCCCCCCUUCGGAGGAGAAGAGCCGCAGGUGCUCGAGGAGAACCACCAGCCAUAACAGCUUCUGCUCAGAUGACACGGGAUGCCCCAGUAGCCAUGCGGGCUCCCCCUCGGGCACAGACAACAGCCCCCUGGGGUCUCCCCUGCCCCGCGAGCGCAGGGGCAACAGGAAGAGGGUGUGUGUGGAGGUGACGGCGGCCGGCAGGACCUCGCAGCCGAGACGCAGAGGGGACCCCCGUCCAACCGGCCGUCCUCCAGCAGGAGAUGGAGACUUCGGCUCCUCCAGCAGUGCAGGGAGCAGCGGCAGCAAGUGGCAGCAGCGUUCCCUGGCGUCCCGCUCCCCACACCUGCGCAGGACCGUUGCAUCCGCACGGGGCAAGGAGCCACGCACCCCCGACAGGACGCUUCCCCGCCCCAGCUCCACCAGCCAUGGUUUGACCUCCACCCCCAGCAGGCAGCAGUACCAUUCCUGUGGGGACAACCAUGGCAUCAAGCCCCCGAACCCGGAGCAGUACCUGACCCCCCUGCAGCAGAAGGAGGUCGUCAUCAGACACCUGAGGGUCAAGCUGAAGGAGUCUGAGAGCAGAGCCCACGAAAGGGAGGCCCAGGUGGAGGAGCUGAAGGCGCAGCUGUGCCGCAUGCGGGACGACUGGAUCGAGGAGGAGUGCCACCGCGUGGAGGCGCAGCUCGCUCUCAAAGAGGCGCGCAGGGAGAUCAGGCAGCUGCGCCACGUCGUGGAGACCAUGAGGAGCAGCCUCAUCGAGAAGGAUAAGGGCAUCCAGAAGUACUUCAUUGACAUCAACCUCCAGAACCGCAAGCUGGAGGCUCUGCUGCGCAGCAUGGAGGCGGCCCAGGGUGGUGGCGUGCCGGAGGAGGGCGCGCCGGGCGGUUGCGGGCGGGAGGCGGCCGAGGAGACGGCGGACAGCGGCCUCCCGGCCGGCGACGACACGCUCGACUGGGCGGACGCCUCCGAACCGCAGCUGACCUCGACCGCUUUCGAUUCGAGCCCGGGGGCGGAGCCGGAUCCUGUGCAGCAGCAGACCCCAGCCUCCACUUCCGAGGAGAAGGCGGUCCAGACCGAUGUGGUGCCGAGUCCCCCGGAGCUGCAGGCCCUCCUCCUGCACCUGCUGAAGCUCCGCGAUGCCGGCGUCCUCCCAGAAGUCCCUGCGGAGAAGUGGCAAAACGCGGAGACCUCCGGAGGGCCGACGUCCUGGAUGCCCCUCGCCGCCGCUUCUCCCGAGGGGCCCAAUGUGGGAGGCAGCAGCUCGGGGCAGGACCCGGCACUGCUGGGAGGCGGGUCUCCGGUGGCCAAGCGGCACUGGAGCAGCAGCUUCCUGGUGGACCUGGCGGCCGUGGCGGCGCCGGCACUGCCCACACUGGCGUGGCUCUACUGCACGCACCGCGCCGGCACGGAGCCCGUGUACAACAUCGCGUCGCUCAUCCGCGGCUGCUGCGUCGUGGGCCUGCGCUCGCUGCGCCGGGUCUCGCCGGCCUCCGGCGUGUGACAGGGUCCCGGCCCGGCAAGCACCUCCACUCCACUUGACCCCGGUCGCAUGGCCGCGCUCGUCAGCCCAUCGCACGUGUAUAUAAUCGAUGUAUAUAGGAAUGAUGUUCCCUGCCCGACUUGCACUGUGUACAGUUGCCAUGGCGAUAGCAAUACGUAACCAGAAAGGGGGUUUAUUGUUUACGGGUUUUUAUUUCCCUCAGACGCUUCUUGUUGCAGUUUUCCCCUAAACUAAUCAGCUGGGCAGGUGGUUAGGCUGCAGUUCUCAGUUGCGGAGCGUUUUUCUUUAUUUGUGAGAGUUUUGAUCAUGGUUAUUUGUUUGGCGCGCGGCUCGGGGAGAGGAUGUACAUGGUCACACUGGCUGCUCCCCCGCUAACGUGGUCCUCCUGUGAUUCCUGUGUGGUAAACCAAAGUUUCACACCCUUCGCGCUUCAAGUGUGCAACACAGCGUGUGGUGUUGGAGUCUUUCGUGUUCCCAUGGUGACCGGUUCUCCAGUGUCACCUGUCGUGUGUUACCUGCCUGAACUACGUGCAAUAGAACUUCACUGUUGGCAUUAAUUGUCCAGAUAUUUAUUAAUAAAGCAUGAUAAUCCU